Messenger RNA from Lodderomyces beijingensis, 384 nucleotides. The record is from the annotation of a GenBank genome assembly. Lineage: Eukaryota; Fungi; Ascomycota; Pichiomycetes; Serinales; Debaryomycetaceae.
AUGCAAUCGGCAAUAAAAGAAGCAAUCUCAUCAUCACCCGUGGUAUUAUUCAUGAAGGGAACACCCGAGUUCCCACAAUGUGGAUUCAGUCGCGCCACGAUCCAAACUUUAGGCCAACAAGGGGUAGAUCCGCUGAAAUUUGCCGCUUAUAACGUGCUUGAAGAUGCUGAGUUGCGCGAUGGCAUCAAGGAGUUCAGCAGUUGGCCUACUAUUCCGCAAUUGUAUGUUAAUGGUGAGUUUGUCGGUGGGUGUGAUAUUGUUAUGAGUAUGGCGCAGCUGGGUGAGUUGGCUGAGUUUUUGGAGAAGGAAGGAACGUUGAUCCCUGAAGAGACUGAGGGCGAGGCUGUUGUUGAGAGUGCUGACGUUAAGCCCAAGAGGGAAUGA